CAAGUAUUCAGUUUGUUUUAUAGUUGGCUUCUACUUCCACUUUAUUUCCUGUGAUAAUGGUAUUGAUUUUAUCUCUUUGUAUGUAAUAUUUCUUCGCCUUCAACUCAUCAUGCUGUAAUUAAAGUGUUAAGACCAAGAGACAUUUGACCUGUCAUCGACAUUUUGAUGUGUUGAAAAUUGUUGUAUAUGAAAUCAUGUAAUUAUAUAUUUAAGUAAUAUAUGUAUUAUUGGUAACUUCCCCCACUUUUUCUUAAAUAUUGCACUUACUUAGAAGUAGAAUUGCAUAACACUAAACAUACUAAUUCCUAACUUUUACUAAACCUUUGCAGCAUUGGAUAUAAAGAAUGUGUUUUAUACUGUAUUCUCUCGUCCACAACUCUCUGACAUGUUUUUGCUUUUAACUUGCUUUCCCUUUGCUUGUAGCCUAAAUGCAUGCCUUUUGCACUUGGUUUCUGCUUUUUGUUCUGAUUCUGAUUCUUAAAGUAGAGAGAACUUUUAAGAGUCAAGGUUAUGUUUUUGGUUUCGGUGGUUGUCUUGUGAUGAAUACUUGCACCUUAAUGGGAGAGAAAAAACGCACGCCUCUGCUGGAACACUUGUGCGUACACUGUGCGUACAUGGGGAAAUUUUGUUUGCGAAUCUCAUGUGUAUGGGUUUGUGCGGACUUGUCAUUUGCCGAGCUACAUUGCCGAUGCUUUAUGCGAAGUGCUCAUUGACCCCGUUGUGGAACAUGGCUAAGUCGUGCUGCUACACUUGCCUUUCUACAUCUAGAGAAUGUGUUCCUUAGGUUUAUGAGAGAAUCUGAGAGCUCAUAUGAAUGUAACUUGUAGCACAGCAAGCAUGAAUGGCAUGGCCUUAUGGCAAGCAUUUUAAAAUACGUAAAAAAUGACAGAUUUCUGUGAGUUCUUGCUUUUUUGUAAACCUACUGUAUUUUGAGUUUUGUUGAUCUGAAUUUUGAUAACGGAAAGAGAGGAACCUUUCUUGUUAAAAAUGGAUUAGAAUAUAAUACCAAUACACAAAGUAUGGACAGACAUUCAAUGUUAUUUACACUUUGCAUACACUCUCCUCAUUUGCAAUUGCUCACACUAAUUUAUUGAUAUGAUUUCUCUUAUAGAAUAACUUCAACUCAAGUCCUCAUAAACAAAUAUAGUAUCUUACAUUCAUAUACUCAUACACUCUCAUACAAUCACUCAAAUUCAUAUACUUUUAAACACUUGUGCCAUCACACACACUUCUAUUUUCAUCUUUACUCAUAGGCAAAGAAAGGGGAAAUGGUGUUGUACAACUACUUUCUGGUAUUAGAAUAAAAAGUAAACUAAUGAUUCAAGCAUCAAGCAGGUAAAACUUAGAACUAAAAAAAUAUUGACUUGUUUAGGAAAUAACUUGCAGUCGUCGAAUAGUGAACAGUGGCACAAAUUUCCUUCGUGGUUAAUUGGGGAGUACAGUAAAACAGUAGGAAAAUUAACCUAGAACGUAAAAAGUAUUUUAAUUGUUAUUCUUGAAUCUUGAACUCACAUCCUCCAAGACUGUAGAAGGUAAUGGGGUAGCACUGAGCCAAAAAAAAAAAACAAAAAAAAAAAAAACACACAAGAAAAAAAGUUUGCUGCGCGCAUCACUCACACAACUGCUAAUCAAAUUACAUCGUAAGUUAUGAACCACAGCUCUUUUACUAGAGGGGGAACCGAGAGUAUUUCAUAUCCAAAAUAUAUGGCCUCUUCUAGUUGAGGCAGAUCCUCGUUUGGGUGAUGAUACUCCUGGCCCUGACCUACUUGGUGGUGAUAAUACGUGGAUUUUGGUAGCCUAAGAUGAUGAGACCGCACGAGCCUGCUGCUCUACUCGCCCAUCAGCUGUUUCUAGGCCAGAUGAGAAAUGGACCCCAAACAUGGCCUAUAAAUGGUCACGGGUCAAUAGAUUGGAUGCAACAGUGUGAUGGCGAGAUGUCUCCUCGGCAGUACACAGCUCUCAUACGACGAGCCUCCUCCCUUCACUAUCGCCCUAAGCACUUCCUAAAUCACCACAGUGGUGGAUCUGAUCUGACUGACAAGACCAGUGAUAGGGAAAUUAUAGUAAAGACUGACCAAACUUGCGCAUCCACAGACAAAAGUUCCUUGCUAGGGAUAAGGUGCUUGGAUAGGCAGAACUCAUUCAAAGACAACUACAGUAGGGUGCAAGCCAGUUCUGUGUCCUUUAUGCCAAUUAAUAUUGAGGAAAAUUCCAAAUUCCCUCAUGGUAGAAAUUGUAGAUUGGCUCAGAGUUUCAGACUACCCAACAGUACUGCACUUGUAAAGCAGUUUAAUAACAUGAAUAUUAAUUCACAGAAUCAACACAAGGGUGAUUCAGAGCCUAAACUAUAUGUAAAAUUGUCUAGUAGUACUCAUCUCUCAGAGAGUAAUGACUUCCAAACUCAGGAAUCUUCUGACCCUAAAUACUCAGCCAAAGAUAUCAGUAACAAAGAAGUGAAGCUCCGAAAGUGCAAGGCAGUCAUGAAUCUGCAAUUGACAAGAGAGACUGAUAACUUCUCUCCAGAGAAUAUUGCAACAGGCAGUGUCAAUGGUCCUCAGACUAUGCAAUUAGACACAUUACAUAAAACUACAUCAGCAAAGACUUUGAUACCUUUACUUUUCUCUACAUCUUCGUCAGUGAAAUCUCGCUCUCUAACCUGUCUGCCAUCUUCACCCUCUGGAGUACUAUCCUCCCCAACCAUACACCCUUCUUCCCCAAUUUAUUUCAAAUCCAUCCCUACAGAUUUACCUUCACCUUCUUCACCUCUGCCUUCUCCAAAGGCCAAUCUUUCACCACUGCUCUCCAUGAUGUCUUUCACUCACUAUCAUCCAACUUCAUCUCCGUCUGUUACAACAUCUGUACAGCCUUUGUUCCUGUCCCCUUCUGAUAUCAAAGCACAACCAAAACAUUUAUAUGAAAGACCAUACUAUGACUGUGGUUAUGACACUGACUAUGACUCGACUCCACCCCACUCUAGCCCAGAGUGUGAUGAUGGAAAGUUGAAGGCAAUAGACUCAUCUCAAGUAUGGAGCCGGUAUCUUGCAUGGCUCCAUCGCAUGACUAAGACUCAGAGCUAGUCCAUAUUGGACUUGACUAGAUGUCUGGUAAUCUUACUUUUUUUUUUUCCCCCUUUUUUUCAUUUUGUACGGAAUUAUGUAAAUUUAUAAUAUAGAUACUGUUUGUAUGUAAAACUAACAAGUUAUUAACAUAGGAUUAACCCAAGCACUUUUUCUUAAAUGAUAAAUCUGUUUAGUUUGUAAUAUAUAUAAGGUUUUGUGAGGAUGUAAAGUGUCAUAUACAAACACUGAUUUGUAUUACAGAAGUGUAAGUUUUUUGUACAAGUUGGAAAUAAAUAAAUAUUAAAAAAGUACAUGGCAGUUUUGUAAACUUGUAAAUACCAGUGGCAUGCCAACGCCAGUAUAUUGCACAAAAUCUGCACUGUAGUUAGACAAAGAAUGACACAAACCACGAAUGACACCAUUGACUGAAUUUCUUGCUUUUACUUCUGUAAUCGACUCAAUUUGACAGUAGUCUCUUCCUUUGGUAAUAUUUUUCUCCCCUGGUUUCCAUGCAAUGUCCUCUUCUUUCACUUUGGAUAUGCACUCUGAUGAUUCUCUCUUGUAUAUAUUUCAGAUCACUUUAUAUCUUCUUUCUGAAUUAUUUGAAUAUGUGGAUGUGUUAUUGUAUAUCUUUUUUACAGGAUCAUUGGAAGUAGCAUUGGUGUACAUGUUGUGGUGGGAAAAAAUACUGAAUUAUAUGUUGUUUGUUACGGAGCUUUUAGUAAAUAUGGUAACAAUUUAUUUGCAGAUUCAGUUCUUUUCCCCAGCAAAAGGGUAUACCUCCACACAGAUAUAUGGUCAUAUUUAUGUAUAUAUCCAUAUAUGCAUACAUAUGUACCUAUGGUAUAUAAGAUAACAAGUGAAUUAACUAUUUAAUACUUAUCUCUCUCCCCAUUGUAUUCAGACAUAAAUAAUUCAGAGGUGAAAGUUAACAUAUUCAGUUUUGUCUUUCCAGUAUUUGUUGCCUCCCUCUAGCACAGCUCUUCUUCAGGUGUAAUGGUCACCGUAGUUUUUAAUGUUGUAGAUGCCUAUUCUGUAACUGAUAGACCUUCUUUGUAAUAUCUCUGUGGAAUGCUUGUGAUAGACCCAUAAUAAGAAGGAUACAUCAGGGUUGCCCCCACAUUGAAUGCCUCCCACAGAGACUCUAUGCUGAGGCUGAAGUGGCCUUGUGCUGGAAAAAGCAGGGUCUUUCGCUGUCACUUCUCCUGCUGGGCAUGGCACAUGGGUGAUGGUAGCACAUGCAAUUC
This is a messenger RNA of Penaeus chinensis, 4306 nucleotides long. RefSeq lists its product as uncharacterized. Bases 1803 to 3077 code for a protein of 424 amino acids. The transcript has 2 exons. NCBI's taxonomy places the organism in Eukaryota, Metazoa, Arthropoda, Malacostraca, Decapoda, Penaeidae. The record is from RefSeq and is a predicted model, not a curated record.